GAUGCGAGUGGGUGCCGGAGCGGUUGCUGUCUGUGUCAGUCUGUGUAGUCACUCUCACGGCUCUUGUGCUUCCUUGGAUUCCGUUCCGUUCCGUUCCGAUCCCCUUCCGUGGGCUAGGUAGGCGUUGAGAUGAGAUGCUGGUGCUGCUGAUGCUGCAGCGGCGGCAGCGAGGAGCUCAUCAGACGGCGACGAGCAGAAUCCCAACCGGAUCUAAAGCAUAAGGAAACCCUAAGAAGAAGAGGAAGGCCAUGGCGAUGCGGGGCGUCGAUUUCAAGUGGUACGAUGGGUUCUUCCUCUCCAUGCUCGCCACCAGCGUUAUCAUCGUCUCCAUCAAUUGGAAGAGGUAUCGCCUCUGCGCCCAUCCGCUCCACAUUUGGAUAGUGGUGGACUACACCACCGUCUUCAUCUUCCGCCUCCUCAUGUUUCUCGAUAAUGGUCUUGCUGCAGGGAUGGGAUUAGAUCUCGGAUGGCAACAGAGAUAUGCUCGUUUUUGUGGAAGAAUAAUUGUCCUCUCAGUUCUUGUAUUACUUCUCUACCCCUUUCUUUGCGUUUGGACUGUGAUAGGAACAUUGUGGUUUAGCACGGCAAGAGGCUGCUUGCCCGAGGAAGGACAAAAAUGGGGCUUCCUGAUAUGGUUGCUUUUCAGUUACUGUGGGCUCGCCUGUAUUGCAUGUGUCGCUGUUGGAAAGUGGCUAAACCGAAGGCACGCACUUCAACAGAGGGCACAGCAGGGAAUUCCAGUCUCUGAAUAUGGGGUUUUGGUUGAUAUGAUCCGUGUUCCUGACUGGGCAUUUGAGGCUGUUGGCUUGGAAAUGAGAGGAAUGGGCCAAGAUACUGCAUAUCAUCCUGGCCUUUAUUUAACUGCAGCUCAGAGAGAAGCAGUUGAGGCACUGAUUCAAGAACUUCCAAAAUUCAGGCUGAAAGCUGUUCCGACUGACUGCAGUGAAUGUCCUAUCUGCCUUGAAGAAUUUCAUGUUGGCAAUGAGGUCCGUGGGCUCCCAUGUGCGCACAAUUUCCAUGUAGAGUGCAUCGACCAAUGGCUCCGGCUGAAUGUCAAGUGCCCACGGUGCCGGUGCUCCGUCUUCCCCAACCUGGACCUGAGCGCGCUGAACAAUCUCCGGCCGACCAACGAACCGGACCAUCCUUCUGCCAGCGAUGUAACAACGGCAACUUCAGCGACGAGGUACGUGAGGUCGUCACAGCCCGCGGGGCAAAGCUACUUGGUGCGGCUGCAGGGGCUGCUACUCCGCCCGAUCCGGCACGAGAGCGUGGAGAGUGGUCUCGGUGAGCCGGCGGCGGCGAACAGCUCGGUUGGCCCCGAGGAGCUGCCCAGCAUUGUGGUAGACGGUGGCCAUCAGCUGCCAGAUCACCGACUCAUUUGAUGGCCUAAUUUAUUAUGAGUAGAGAGCACAAGGGGAACUUAGGAAGGGAAAUCAAAUUAUGCAGCGUUUUUCUUUUUGCUGUGUAUCUUGGGAGAGAUUAGUAGUAAAUAAUAAUAAUAUUAUUUUAUACCCGUUGUUUGCGCUCGAGUUAGGCAGGAGCGUCCAAUCCAUGUAUGUUGCGUGCAUGUAAUUGUGUAUUAGUAAUUGAUGAUGUGAUUAAUUC
Messenger RNA from Phragmites australis (common reed), 1605 nucleotides. RefSeq names its product E3 ubiquitin-protein ligase SIS3-like. Bases 249 to 1382 code for a protein of 377 amino acids. Gene Ontology annotation, molecular function: ubiquitin-protein transferase activity. Gene Ontology annotation, biological process: sugar mediated signaling pathway. NCBI's taxonomy places the organism in Eukaryota, Viridiplantae, Streptophyta, Magnoliopsida, Poales, Poaceae. The transcript has 10 exons. The record is from RefSeq and is a predicted model, not a curated record.